AUAAAAAAGGCUUGGCACAACAAAAACGUGCACAAAAAUAGUCCACAAAAACAAUAAAGCUUGAAAAAUCUAGCCUCAUUUUUCGGUAAACACAAGCAUAUUUUCAAGUCCCAAAAUACUAUGUUUGAACAUAGCCUAGCUGUUCACAUGAAGCGUUCCGGCGGGUUGUAGAACAAUGGGCUGUCUGUGACAGAAGAUCCUGUCCCCGAGCUGAGAGGAGCUGUGGCUGACAUGGCGCGCUCACCGCCCGCUCGAACGUUCUCCUCACAACAAUGGGACAGGCAGUGUGCGCGCCUUCUAGAACACAACUGUCCCGACCAGGGAGGGAGCGGGGGGCGGGGCCUCAGCACUGUAUCUCCCACCUCCCCUCAUAGUGAAUGGGAGGAGGCGACGGCGAAGCCUGACUGUAUGUGUUAUUACAUACUUCCUGUGGUAUAUUUAUGAGCGUGAAGUCAAUUUCCGGUAGCAGCGCCGGACCAGCUCCCCUCCUCCCCGUGUGCCGUCUCUAGUUGUAUCCCCCUCGUAUCUCCUCCCCUGGCUGGCCGAUAUAAGAUCAUCGACUAGGCGGAGCUGCGGGGAAAGGGGAUACUGUCUAGGUUAUUAUACCCCUCCCUCACAGCGGUGGAUGGGGGAGAGGAGUCCCCCUAAAAGAGAACGACAGGAGAGGACAUAUAUAACAUCGCAGUAGGAGACAGCCAUUCAAUAACACCAGAACUUAUCACAUACUUCAGCCAUAGAGCACAGCCUGGAAUUCCUAUGGGGAUCCACCUGCAGGAAGAGGCCUCCUGAUCUGAAACAAUGGAAGAUUGUCUUCAUACCUCUUCAGAAAACCUCUCCAAGUUAGUAAGUUGGGCCCAUAGUCAUGGGACCAUUUGUAGCCUUAUUCCAAACCUAAAGCACUUACUCUCUGAGGGGUCCCAUGGCACUCUUACCGCUAUGUGGGGAUGCAGUGCUGGGCAUGCAUACCACUGGCCAUUGACUACAACGUGUAGGGCAGGCCCUCAGGAGAGAGUAUGCUUCCAGGACAAUAGAAGCUUCAACUCAGACAGUCCGAGUAUAAUUGGUGUGCCAUCAGAGACUCAAACAAGUCCAUUGGAAAGGUACCCUGGGAGACCAGGAAAGUCUAAGCUUGAUUGCAAUAGAACAAGAGACUCAUGUGAUUUUUCCUACUGUAGUGAACCAUCAGAGCUAGAUGAGCCAGUGGAAGAAUAUGAAGAUGAAACCACAUUGUUUGAUAUGGUGUGUGAAUCUUCUGCGACUGAUGAAGAUAGUGAUUUUGAGCGCAGAGCUCAGCAGUCUCCUAAUGUUUCUCGCAAGAGGCCAAGUGGAGAGCUUAAUUCUUCUCUUUCUGGAUCUCAGUCACAUAUUGCUGAUGAGGACAGUAGUGAUGUAAUUGUAAAGAAAAUCAAGCAGGAAAAUCCUGAAGAUUAUUACAUUGUUGCGAAUGCAGAACUUACUGGUGGUAUAGAUGGGCCCACGCUAUCAUUAACACAGAUGACCAAGCCGAAGAAUCAGACUCCUUCCACACCUCCUUUUAUGGGACCAACUAAACCACCUAGCAUUUUGCCUCCAUCUUUGAGCAAUGAUUUAGACAUACAAGCUAUUACACCUUCCCCAUUGGUUUUACAAAGACCCCCACUCCAGAAACCGGCAAGGCCACCCUUGCCAUCACAAAGUAAAGCACCAUCAAAUACCCCAAUUGUGAGUCAACAAUUAGGAAUCCAGAUGCCCGUCAGCACCUCCACAGGAAACCCUAGUCAACCUAUCAGCAUACCUUUAUCAGCACUUCAGUUUCCAGGACAGGAAAAGAAAGAGGUUUUGGAAGAGCUGCUUCCACCUGUACUGAAACCAGCAUUGCCCUGUGACUUGGCACUCUCACCAUCAGUUAGUGCUGAGCCUGAAGUUAGCUCCAGUCAACAACAGCCAAGUACCAUCCCCAAUAUUAACUGUGAAGGACCUGGACAGUCUAUUCCAGCAUACUCAACCAAACUCAACAGAUUCCCCAUCUUUCAUUUUCAUGAUGACCUGAAAGAUCUCUGUAUCAGCGCUGUGAGCUCAAACACAACCAAAGCUACUCUGUAUGCUUUAAAUGUCUGGAGAUACUGGUGUAUGACCAAGGGACUUAAAGACUGUAUGGACUUUACCAAGGUCCCUGCAGUUAAGCUGAAUGAGCUUCUGGAAGAUUUUUAUGUAACAGUGAAAAAAACAGAUGGAUCAGAUUUUUUGGCUACAUCUCUCCAUGCAAUACGUAGAGGCUUAGACCGCAUUCUGAAGAAUUCUGGGGCAGGCUUCUCUAUCACCAGCAGUGUCUUCAAUUCCUCUUCACAAAAACUCAAGGAAAAACUACGAAUGCUCAACAAAGCUGGAAUGUCAGGCUCCCGGUCACGCAAUAUAGUCUAUUUUACUCUAGCAGAUGAAGAAGAAAUGUGGAGAAUUGGGUGUCUAGGUGAUGAUGGGCCUGUGCCACUAUUGUCCUCAGUGGUAAAAUACAAUAGUCAGUUUCUAAACAUGAGGACCUUGCAGGAACAUGCAGAUCUAAUGUAUGGUGACAUAGAAUUGCUGAAAGAUGGGAAUAAUCAACCUUUCUUUGCUAGAACAGACAGUGUUAAAAGAGACAAACAAGCAAACCCUAAUAAGAUAUGCUAUGGACAGAUUUACCAUGAACAUUCUAAGGGACAUAGACGGUGCCCUUACUGUCUUCUCUAUAAGUACAUGUACGCUCAUCGUCCAUCAUCUCAGAUGGAAGCAAACUCACCAUUUUAUCUGACUGCACGAAAAGAGGUCAGUGGAAUAGAAAAAGUCUGGUAUGAAGAACAGAGAAUGGGGCUUAGAUCAUUACGCGGUGUUGUCCCAAAGCUGGCAAAACGUGUAAAGUUGGAGCAAUGUGACAAUUACACUUUUGUUUCGUUUACACAGACAUUUAGAAAGUUUGGUCCGGUUAACAACUAUUAAGAAUUCCACAAUACACUAAAUGAAUUGCGUGCACAAUGCUGACCAUCAGGAUAUCCUAAAGAACAUGCCAAAAUGGUGUCUUUGACCUGGAGCCUGAUAUCCUUUUUGUCAUAGAAGUUUUUUUUGUAAACUGUGUGUUAUUGUUUGAAUUAGAUUAAGGCAAAUCCCAUGUGAUGACCUGUGUUCACCUCCCAAGCAUUUUAAUAAAAAAAAAUAGUGCCUUUUAGCAAAUACAAGGAGACCACAAACUAAGGAGAUGGAAAAUGCAUUACAAUAGCACAACUUUCAAGAGAUACAUUUAAAAAAAUAAAAAUACUUGUUAUAUAAUUUAUCACAGAUAUUCAUGACAGACAUUAUUCUGGUACCAUUGGUAAUAAAACCGUUAAGCUAAAUUCACGUGAAGAAAAUGUUGCAGAUUAUCCCCUAAAGUUUAAUAAGAGAUAUCUACAAUGGCUUUUAGUAGCUGUGGAUCUUUUGCACAUAGAAAUGUUGCCACCCAUUCUGUUGCCCAUUGGUCUUGAAUUUUCCCAGAAGAUUUCACCACUUUCAUUGUAGGAGGGGUGAAUUCAAUGGUAAAUUGCAUGCAGACUUUACUGCAGAUUUACCAUUGACUGAGGGUAGACUUUGAGUUCACACGUGGCUGAUUUGUUCCAGGUUUGGUAAAAUCUGCAGCAUACUACAGUAUGAAUCAUGGGUUCGAUUUAACAAAUCUUAUCCUCAUGCAACAGAAAUUAAAUUUAAAAAAUUUACAGUGAAGUCAAAUUUAUUACAAAAAUGUGGAAUCACCACAAUUUAUCGUAGUAUGGUCAUCCAGAUUUUUUUUGUACUUCGUACCACAUGAAAACAACAUAAAACAGUGUUUCUUUAAUAGCUAAACAAUCUGGCUUUGUGAAACAUACCUUAAUACAUAUGAAGUAAAGUAUUUUGAGUAAUGGUAUAUGUUUAAGGGGAAAAAAUUAUGGAAUGCUAAAAAAAAAAAUCCCAAAUCAUAAUUUCUUGCUCCUUCUGGGGCUUUUAUGAUAACCUGAAUUGUUAAAAAGCAUAGAGUUUAUUAAUAAUGAACAAUAUCAUCUACAUCUAGCUGGUUUCAACUCUCUAGAAGAGUGGUUGACAGAUCAGCUUUGUAGGAUGAAACCUUGUCAUGGAUCCAAUUUCUUUAAAUUUCCAUACAUUUUCAGAUUAAGACCUGGAUUGUUUGCUUUCUAUGUCAUGGAGUUGAUAAGCCUCUCCUAAAGAGAAGCUUUAAAACUCUUAGCUGUUUUGCAAUAUGCAUUUUUAUCCUAAAAGAAUAACUGCAACAUCACCAAACCUAUUUUCAUUUGAUGGAUUGGGGAAAGUGUCCAGAAUUUCUAUGUGUAGGUGUCCAUAGACUGUGGAGGUGAUGAUGGCCCUGCCCAAUCCUAUAUCAUUGAGAAGGAAAUGAUGGCUGUUUUCUUCUGGCCUCAUCAUUAUGUGUUCAUUAGAACAGCCAAAAUGAGAUUGUAAAAAUGUUUUCAGCUCUCUGUUUUUAACCCCUUAACGACGCAGGACCUAUAUUUACAUCCUGCGCCAGCUCCCGCGAUAUGAAGCAGGAUCGCGCCGCGAUCCCGCAUCAUAUCGGGUCGGUCCUGGCACUCAUCAGUGGCCGGGACCCGCGGCUAAUACCACACAUCGCCGAUCGCGGCGAUGUGCGGUAUUAACCCUUUAGAAGCGGCGGUC
Hyla sarda is the source of this 4650-nucleotide messenger RNA. Its product is annotated as KIAA1958 ortholog. NCBI's taxonomy places the organism in Eukaryota, Metazoa, Chordata, Amphibia, Anura, Hylidae. The record is from RefSeq and is a predicted model, not a curated record. The transcript has 4 exons. The coding region runs from base 799 to 2952 and encodes 717 amino acids.